AGCGCGACCAACCAGCACUAUAGGGCAUAUUGACAGGCGCCAUAAGGCGAAGAACUGAAUAGCCAUCUACGAUAUCUAUUCAAGAGGGCACCACUUGUCCGGCCGGGCUCGACUUGCCUUCACGCGGACGUUCCGAGCGAGCCGGCAGGCAGCGACAUUCGUUCACCUCGCUUUGUUAUGAACUCAAACACCUCCCAAAAUGUUUUUGCGUUGUUCUCUGCUGCUGUGCGAAAGAGGAGCCGCGAAACGGUGUGCGUCGUCACUGGUCGGUGAAAACGUUCUUCCGCCCAACUUGCUGCUUCCCGCCAACCUGCGAGAUCCGCCCAGAACCAGGCGCCCGCCACCCCCGCCGGACUCCCCGCUGCCCCUACUGAGGUCUUGUGACGCCGACGUUCCUGCCCACCGGAGUGCUGUGCGGCUAUGGGUGGACGCUUUAGAGGGACGGGGCGGCGACCCGUUGGGCCUGGCCGAGCUCCAUCCAGACGUCUUCGCAGUCCCUCCCAGGCUGGACAUCCUGCACAGCGUAGAAGUGUGGCAGAGGAACUACAAACGCAUCAGUCACGCCAACACCAAGGUGAGGUCUGAGGUGCGCGGUGGCGGCCGCAAACCGUGGAACCAGAAGGGAGGGGGCCGCGCUCGCCAUGGCAGCAUACGCUCGCCCCUGUGGAGGGGAGGGGGCGUCUCCCAUGGCCCCCGGGGACCCACCAGCUACUACUACAUGCUGCCUAUGAAGGUGCGCGUCCUGGGGCUCAAGGUGGCCCUGAGCUCCAAGGUGGCCCAGGGUUUUCUUCAUGUGGUAGACUCGCUCGACAUCCGGAGUCCGGACUCUCGUGACCUGCUGGAUGCCGUCAGACUCAAAGACUGGGAGGAGUCGCUGCUCAUUGUCGACGUUGAUGACAACUUUCCCGACAACAUCCUGAAGGCCACGGCCACUCUCAAGACCGUCAACCUAAUUCCAGCCCUCGGUCUGAACGUGCACAGCCUUCUGAAGCACGAAGGCAUAGUCCUCACGCUGGAGACGCUGCGCUUCCUGGAGGACAAACUGCUUUGGCACGACCAACGCUACACGCCGCUCUACCCUUUUAAAUUGCCCUAUGCUGACUUCCCCUAAAUGCAUGUUUGAAUAAUAAAUUUCAUAAUGACAAUAACAAAUGUUUUAUUUGUGAACAAAACAAGCUCAAACACAUGAAGGCCUUAAGAACUUAAUGUUCCUUUUUCGUCAACUACGCUUUAUCACCACUUAAAAGAUGAUGAAAAGUAAAGGCCCCCAAAUCAGUAUGUGAACAUGGAAGUCUAGAGCGUUCUUGUUCCCGUGUGCUGUCAUCCUACUUGUUCCUGCUUGUCAAAAAAACAACCUUAAAGAUCCGAAAAGGGCUUAAAAUGGAUAUGUGAACUUGAACGUGUUCUCAGCUCACUUUGUCAUCUAAUAUUCUGUUCCUGCUUGUCACUUGAAUAACAAAAAAUAACACUGAACAUUGUGAAAGGGGCUCAUGCGGUAGGACUCCAUGUCCUGCAUGUUACCUCCCUUUCUAUUCCUGCUUGUCAUUUUUUUUUCUUGAGUAUUCUUGCAGCUUUUUGUCAUCUCACAUUCUGUUCUAGCCUUUAUGCUUGUUCCUGUUUGUCACCAAAAAGCUAAGGAAUGUUACAAGCCCCUGAAAUCAUGACGUGAACUCUUGUUCCAGCAUUUAAUCACCUCACUUUGUUCUAAAAUUUUGUUACCGACACAUCCUGUUCUUACCUUUGUGCUUGUGACUGCGAGUUGUAAUAGCAAAAAGAAAAACAAGCAUUAAAGCCGUCAACAAGUCCAACAAUAGAUGAUUAAAUUAUUGAAAUAGGACUCUUUUCCUGGAUGGUGUGGAACCUGCAUGAUAUCACCUUACUUCCUGUUCCUGCUUUAUAUUUCGUUUUCUGUCUUGUUACCGCCAUUCUUAUUCCUGCAACCCAAAAAACAAGCAAAAUGACCUAAAAAAGGGCCCUCCACUUGAUGUAUAAACAUUUGAGGUGCAACUAAAUGUCCUGCAUCUUGUCUACGUUACUGUUCCAGUGCAUUGUUGCCUUGAUUUCUCACCUCACUUCCUGUUCCUGCUUUUUCUCACAAAAAUUUAAAUAAAAAAGACUAAAAGGUC
Molecule: messenger RNA, 2126 nt
Organism: Phycodurus eques (leafy seadragon)
Lineage: Eukaryota; Metazoa; Chordata; Actinopteri; Syngnathiformes; Syngnathidae
Gene: mrpl4
Product: mitochondrial ribosomal protein L4
Exons: 9
Coding region: 200-1111 (303 amino acids)
Biological process (GO): translation
Cellular component (GO): ribosome
Molecular function (GO): structural constituent of ribosome
Source: RefSeq, a predicted model, not a curated record